Ceutorhynchus assimilis (cabbage seed weevil) is the source of this 1540-nucleotide messenger RNA. Lineage: Eukaryota; Metazoa; Arthropoda; Insecta; Coleoptera; Curculionidae. The record is from the annotation of a GenBank genome assembly.
AAUUAUCGAUGCAUGUAGUUCUUCAGAUAAUUUCGGGAGAGUGCCAGGAACUAUGACGAUAUUUUCUAGUACCACUCUCAAGUUGAGUAGAAAAAGGAAAAAUUUGUUUCAGUAUUUAGCUGCUAUAACAGCUAAUCUCGGAAUAAUAUGCAGCGAAAUGCACUACGGUUGGACCUCUCCAUCGCUCCCAAUUCUCCUGAGCGGCAAUUACACCUUCACCAUAUCCAGCGAAGAAGGCUCUUGGCUCGUGGUAGCACCUUUACUAGGUGCCAUUUUAGGUGCCUUCAUUACCGGAAUGAUCGUUGAUAUUUUCGGCCGGAAAAAACUAGUAAUUCUCUCCUCAGUGCCAUUUUUGUUUUCAUGGUUGUUCAUUGCCUGGGCUAAAUCCAGCGUUUUGAUGUUUGUUGGACGAUUCAUGGCUGGAAUGACUGAUGGUUUAUCAUUCACAGCUGUACCUAUGUAUUUAGGAGAAAUAGCUGAACCUAAAAUUAGAGGCCUAAUAGCAUCAGUUUGCCCAGUAUGUAUAAUUUUAGGAAUAUUACUGAUAAAUAUUUUUGGUUCCUUUUUGUCUAUAACAACAACUGCCUAUGUUGGAACCAUAGCACCAAUCCUAUUGCUAGUGACUUUUAUAUGGAUGCCAGAAAGCCCGUAUUUUUAUUUGAUGAGAGGCAAAGUUGAAGAUGCAAGAAGAAGCUUGCAAGUGUUUAGAGGCACUGAAGAUGUGCAAGUUGAACUAGAAAGAAUUUCCGAAGCAGUUAGAAAGCAAAAUGAUAAUAGAGGCAAAUGCAUGGAUUUGCUAACUGUGAAAAGCAACAGGCAAGCUAUUAUUAUUGCAUUUGGCCUGAGGGGGGUGCAGCAAUUGAGUGGUACUACCGCUAUAAUUUUUUAUUGCAAGAAAAUCUUUGAGGAAUCAAGUGACUUUAUAUCACCAAGCUUAGCUACAAUAAUUUAUUUUUUAGUGCAACUAAUUUUGUCUGCCUUAGCUUCAAUUAUAGUAGACUUUUCUGGUCGAAGGCCUCUAUUAAUAAUAUCGAUAACAGGUACUGCUAUGGCACUGUUUCUUAAUGGCGCAUAUUUAUAUGUUAAAGACUGUACUGAUAUCGAUACGACAAGUUUAAACUUUUUACCAUUAAUAGCACUAUUAAGUUUUGUUGUAGUCUUUAGUGUCGGCUUACAAACUAUACCAUUACUUAUAAUGGGUGAAGUAUUUCCUACAAACGUCAAAGCAUUCGCCCUAUGCUCGGCCGAUAUUUAUUAUAGCGUAAUCGUAACGAUAAUAUCGAAAUUGUUUCACUGGUCAAACGAUCAGUUUGGAAUGUACGUGCCAUUUUUCGCUUUUGGUAUUUGUUGCGUGUUGGGUUUGGUUUUUAUUUUGUUGUUUGUUCCUGAAACUAAAGGGAAGACUUUGGAGGAUAUUCAAAGGGAAUUGAAGGGGGAAAAACGACAGUAUUUGUUUUGAGAUGUUUUUGUUUAAGGAAUUAUUUGUAAUUGAUUAUGUGAAGAAUUUUAUACUAUUAAUAAAUACAAAUAAUAAUUAUUG